Molecule: messenger RNA, 796 nt
Organism: Aspergillus nidulans FGSC A4
Lineage: Eukaryota; Fungi; Ascomycota; Eurotiomycetes; Eurotiales; Aspergillaceae
Product: cytochrome c oxidase subunit VI
Exons: 4
Coding region: 68-541 (157 amino acids)
Biological process (GO): mitochondrial electron transport, cytochrome c to oxygen; proton transmembrane transport; oxidative phosphorylation
Cellular component (GO): mitochondrial inner membrane; respiratory chain complex IV
Molecular function (GO): cytochrome-c oxidase activity
Source: RefSeq, a predicted model, not a curated record
UCUCGCCCGUCUUCCCCCCCAAGCGUCAAUUCGUCACCUCCACCUCUCCAUCCACCCCUCCUUCGCCAUGCCUUCCAUCUCCGUCUUCCGUCUCGCGACGCGCGCCGUCCGCCCUUCCGGCCUUUUCAGAGCUUCCCAAUUGCCUCGGGCCCGCGUCCAGACUCCGGCUGCUCUCAUCGGUCGUCCGGCUUUCAGCACCUCCAUGAAGCUCCGCUCCGGCCAGCACGACGAUGAGACAUACGAGCAGUUCUCUGCCAGAUUCGAGAAGGAAUUCGAUGGUGUGCAGGAUGUUUUCGAGCUCCAGCGCAACCUGAACAACUGCUUCGCCUACGACCUUGUCCCCUCCGUUGAGGUCCUCUCUGCUGCCCUCCGGGCCGCCCGCCGUGUCAACGACUUCCCCACCGCUGUCCGGGUUUUCGAAGGUAUCAAGGCCAAGGUUGAAAACCAGGAACAGUACAAGCAGUACCUCGAGGCACUUGAGGGUCUCCGCCAGGAGCUCGGCGUUCCUCUUCGCGAGGAACUCUACCCUGACGAGGAGUAAAUGUGACGCAAGGCAUACGCAGGAUUUUCUCCCAAAUUCAUCACUGUGUUGUCCCCGUCCGAUUGGCGAGAUAGCAAAGCUGUAUACAUACUCUAGAAUGCAGUUGGAGAGUUGUUGAGUUGUGUUUCGGGUGUCGGUUGAGGUGCAUCAUUGCUUUCUAUACCAGUGCGACGACGAAGUUCUUGAUCUUUCCUCCCUUUGAGCAGCUGUUGUACUCUACCGAAGACAUCUAUAAAGAAGACAUUGUUCUAUUUA